UCCUUGGGAAAGAGGUGAGUCUGCUGAGAAGGAGGACGAGGGUGCGUGGCUCUGCAAUGUGCAAUGGGAAGGAGCACUUUCAGGUGGCAGCGCUGCGAUCCCCUCCUCGAAUCCAAAAGGGUUCCCAGUUCCCUGCUGCCCAUUGCAGGGGAACUGGCCGCCGCCAGAAACGCAGCUCUGAAAUUUGCCUUGGGGAAUCAGGCUAAUGGGCAGCAGUGGCUGGAAAGGAGGGACAUUUCAUGACUCCCGCUCGUCUCGUCUCCUGGGCAUAGAAAAGGCUUAGGCGGUGGCAGCAAAGUGUUUAUCAAAGUUACCCCAAGCCACAACGUGGCCUCGAGGCUACCCCCCAAGCAGAAGCAGCCGAGCUGGAAGCAAAGCAAGUGCAGCGGCAUCUCUAAUCCCACAGCCCCCUCUGCAACUCCUCCAGUGUCUUUGUCGGAUUAUUUGGACACUUACAAGCUAAAGGCUCACUGGAGAAGAGCCUAAUGCUGGGAAAGAUUGAGGGCAAAAGAAGAACGGGACGACAGAGAAAGAGGUGGCUGGAUGGAGUCAGUGAAGCAGUAGGCAUGAGUUUAAAUGGACUCCAGAGGAUGGUAGAGGACAGGAAGGCCUGGAGGAAUGUUGUCCAUGGGGUCGCGAUGGGUCGGACACGACUUCGCAAUUAACAACAACAACUACAAAGCUAAAGGCGCUGCUGUCUCACGUCAGGCCAACACAAAAGAAGUGGGCGUUCCAGUGAACCUGCGGGCAGAUGCCGUGGUGCAAUGUUUGCUUGGAUCCCAGCAGCUCCAGGCCGCCUGGGCCGCCUUCCUUUCAACUCAACCAGGAGUCCGAGGAAAAGGGAACCUCCGUAGAGAAGGGGGAGGGUGGUGCAGAAGAGAAGGCGGGAGCGGAGGACGAGGUUCAGGAUACUCUGCCCAGCAGCAGGUCGGACAAGGAGGUGAGGCUGAGGAAGGCUGGAGUCGCCUCGAUGAAGAGGGCAGAAGAACCACCUUCCAAUUCUUAGAACAGAAAUAUGGCAAUUUCCAUUGCAAUGACUAUAAAACCAGAUGGGAAAGUGCCUAUGUAUGGUGCAUUUCUGGAACCAAUAAGGUAUAUUUUAAGCAGCUUUGUCGCAAGUGCCAAAAGAGCUUUAAUCCCUAUAAAGUAGAAGCAAUUCAAUGCCAAAUCUGUUCAAAGACUCGUUGCUCCUGUCCUCAGAAAAAAAGGCACAUUGACCUCAAGAGACCCCACCGGCAAGAACUAUGUGGCCGCUGUAAAGGCAAAAGAUUAUCUUGCGACAACACCUACAGCUUCAAAUACAUAGUUUGAUCUGUGCAGUUUGUGUGCUGAAGUUGCAUUUAGCUAUGCACUUUGUUUCAUAAUAUGGAUUUGACUUUAGGAUUCUGACCUGGCAAUGGAUAACGGACUAAAGAUGUUUGCAAUGCUGAGAUAUAUUUGUACCGUAUAUACUCGAGUAUAAGCCGAGUUUUUCAGCACGUUUUUUGUGCUGAAAAGCGCCCCCUCGGCUUAUACUCGAGCCAAGCCGUUCAGCCCUUCCUCUUGCAGCGAGUCCUUUCUACCGCAGGCAGCUAGCUCUCGUUAGUGCGCGCGCAUGCGUACUUAUUCCUAU
Messenger RNA from Ahaetulla prasina, 1612 nucleotides. RefSeq names its product zygote arrest protein 2.S-like. Lineage: Eukaryota; Metazoa; Chordata; Lepidosauria; Squamata; Colubridae. Gene Ontology annotation, cellular component: cytoplasm. Gene Ontology annotation, biological process: translation. The coding region runs from base 619 to 1311 and encodes 230 amino acids. The record is from RefSeq and is a predicted model, not a curated record. The transcript is spliced from 2 exons. Gene Ontology annotation, molecular function: mRNA base-pairing post-transcriptional repressor activity.